Molecule: messenger RNA, 1173 nt
Organism: Alternaria arborescens
Lineage: Eukaryota; Fungi; Ascomycota; Dothideomycetes; Pleosporales; Pleosporaceae
Exons: 2
Coding region: 1-1173 (390 amino acids)
Biological process (GO): DNA repair; DNA damage checkpoint signaling
Cellular component (GO): checkpoint clamp complex
Source: RefSeq, a predicted model, not a curated record
AUGGACCAAGACGAGCCUCCGAUCCUGACGGCAGUGUCAGGCUCUGCGCGACAGCUCUACCUACUCCUUCGUUGCAUCGCCUUCUCCAACAAGGCCCACGUCCAGAUCAGCGACAUUGGCAUCAAGCUCGCUGUCGAUGAGGCAAGCGUCAUGGAAGCUUCCGCCUUCCUCGACAAGUCUCUCUUCACAACUUACACCUUCAAUGCGCCUGCCCCACUACACAACUCUCAACACUCCGACAGCGAUGACGAAUCCGAGCCACCAUCUACUACCACCCCAGCAUUUCAGAUAUCCCUUCCCGCUCUCCUCGAGACCCUCCAGAUCUUCGGUCUCACCGACCCCUCCACAUCCAAGCCACCAUGGGCGCGCGACGCUCCUUACCCGACCAGCACAGCCUUUACAGGAAACAACAUACUAGGUGGCAUGAACAACCUUUGUCGAAUAAGCUACCAUGGCCCUGGUGCUCCACUAGCCGUGACUCUCACCGAGGCAAGCAUACGCACGCAAUGCGACCUCACGACAUACGAGCCCGAAUAUGCAGACGAGAUACCAUUUGAUCGCCAGGCUCUUGCACUAAAAGUCAUCAUGCGAGGCAGCUGGCUAUACGACGCAAUACAAGAACUAUCAUCCACAAGCCCGGAGAAGCUGACCAUGUACGCCAAAACAGUGCGCGGUAAACCCUUCUUCGCCCUAGCAUCGUCAGGCACUCUGGGCUCUGCGCGCGUCGAGUUUAACAAUCAGCCCCAGCCUUCCGCCUUCCGCACUCCUGUAUCCACAAAUUUCAACGUCAAUAGCGAGACAGGAGAUCAGGCAGCCAAUUUGCUCGAAACCUUCCAGCUGAGCAAUCCCCACACUGUACUUCGCUCGUCCUACAAGUUCAGCUUGAUACAGAAGGCUGCGCGUGCCAUGAACGUUGCGACCAAAGUCAGCAUACGGGCAGACACUCAAGGCGUACUGAGUUUACAAUUCAUGAUCGAGGUUGAGAGUGGUCUAUCAAGUUCCCAGACCGCGACUGGAAAUGCGACAGGUGGCAAAGUAAGCUUUGUCGACUUCCGAUUCGUCCCGCUCGUGGAAGAGGAUGACGAAGAAGGUGAUGCUGGAGAUGCUGAUGAGACCAUUAUCCACAACGGCACCGGAAGCGGUGGGGAAAGUGGAGAUCAAGACGUGCUAUGA